Eutrema salsugineum is the source of this 2211-nucleotide messenger RNA. RefSeq lists its product as uncharacterized. The record is from RefSeq and is a predicted model, not a curated record. Gene Ontology annotation, molecular function: DNA helicase activity. Bases 1 to 2211 code for a protein of 736 amino acids. The transcript is spliced from 4 exons. Lineage: Eukaryota; Viridiplantae; Streptophyta; Magnoliopsida; Brassicales; Brassicaceae. Gene Ontology annotation, biological process: telomere maintenance; DNA repair.
AUGGAAGCAAACAAGGAACAUGCCUUGGCAAAGAUGCUAAUAUAUGCUGAUUUCCCAACAAAAUUCGUCUGGGUCUCAAAGCAGCGGCAAUGGAGAAUACGACAACAAGGUUUUGCCAUAGGCAGGCUGGUGUAUGUCUCACCUUCCGUUGAAGACGCAUAUCAUUUGAGGAUUCUUCUCAAUAUAGUAAAGGGCCCUGAGAGUUUUGAUGAUAUAAAAAAAGUUAAUGGUGUUAUAUACUCUUCUUUCCGAGAAGCAUGCUUUGCGCUUGGUUUGUUAGACGAUGAUAAAGAAUACAUCGAAGGAAUUAAAGAGGCCAGUUUUUGGGGAACUGGAAAGUUUCUUCGUAAACUUUUUGCUAUAGUGCUUCUUUCGAGUAGUGUAGCAGUUCCGAUCAACGUCUGGAAUGCUACUUGGAAAAUAUUAACUGAGGAUUUCUUAUAUCAUAAAAGGCGUGAAGAGAAUGACCCAGGUUUGGUGUUGACUGAAGCCCAAUAUAAGAAUCUUGGUUUGUCAGAUAUAGAGAAGUAUAUGCGCAGAAACGGUCAUUCAUUAUCCGACUAUAAAGGAGAGAUGCCAGUCCCUGAUGAUAUUGGAAAGUAUAAGAAAUCAAAUCAUCUAAUCCGGGAUGAGAAAUCAUACGAUCGUACAAAGCUUGCAAACGAUCAUGUCAAGUUGUUUUCAACAAUAACCAAUGAACAGAAGGAUAUCUACCAUGAGAUAAUGGAUGCAGUUACAAGAGGUAUCGGUGGAAUGUUUUUUGUUUAUGGAUAUGGUGGGACAGGUAAAACGUACCUAUGGAGGCUUUUAGGCGCUGCUCUUCGUUCUCAAGGGAAAAUAGUUCUCAAUGUUGCAUCAAGUGGCAUUGCAGCAUUGUUAUUAGAGGGAGGAAGAACAGCGCAUUCUCGGUUUGGAAUACCCAUAGUUGUGAACGAGUAUACAUUCUGUAAUGUGAGUUCUGGAUCACACCAAGCAGAGUUGAUUGAAGCAGCCGAUCUUAUUAUAUGGGAUGAGGCUCCGAUGAUGAGCAAGCAUUGUUUUGAGACAUUGGAUCGGACUAUGCGUGAUAUACUAAAGUGUGAUAAGGUAUUUGGUGGAAAGGUCGUUGUUUUGGGUGGUGACUUUCGACAAAUACUCCCUGUUAUUGUCGGAGGCAACAGCUCAGAGACUAUAUUGGCAACUGUGAAUUUUUCUCAUAUUUGGUCUGAUUGCAAAGUUCUGCAGCUAAAGACAAAUAUUAGACUGCUUCAUGGCGAUAAUGAUUUCAAUAAUCAAGAGAUUGAAGAAUUCGCCAAGUGGAUCUUGGAUAUUGGUGAUGGAAAACUAAAUAUUCAUGAUAUCAUAGAAGAUGAAUUAGAAAUUCCAGCGGAUUUGCUGAUAAGCGGAGAAGGUGAUCCUGUUAAGAGAAUAGUCUCGGAGAUUUAUGGUCAAUCUUACACAACCACCCGUGAACCAGUUUUUUUUCAGGAAAGGGCAAUACUCAGUCCACGGAAUCAGGAUGUCGACGUUAUCAAUGAAUUCAUGCUAUCAGAACUCAAAGGUGAGGAACAUGAAUACCUUAGUGCCGAUAGCAUUGAUACUUCAGACACAAGCAAAAUAGACGAAGUCGUCUAUACACAGGAGUAUCUUAAUAGUAUAAAGGUAUCAGGACUGCCGAAUCAUUCUCUCAAGUUAAAGAUAGGAGCUCCAAUAAUGUUGCUUAGAAAUAUUGAUCCAAAGGGUGGUUUGUGUAAUGGUACAAGGUUGCUUAUUACUCGGUUAGCUAGGCAUGUAAUUGAGGCAAGCCAUAUAACCGGGAAGAAAAUAGGAAAAAAGGUUAUCAUACCUAGAAUGUUUGUGUCACCACCAGAAGCAAGGUUUCCUUUUAGAAUGCGCCGGAGGCAGUUUCCAAUUACCAUAGCUUUUGCUAUGACUAUAAACAAAAGUCAGGGUCAGACUCUACAAAAGGUGGGAUUAUAUUUGCCAAAACCAGUGUUCUCCCAUGGUCAACUUUAUGUCGCCGUGUCUAGAGUUACAUCACGCCAAAGGUUGAAGAUUCUUAUUACAGAUAAGAAUGGCAAAGCACAAAAGAAGACAAUGAAUGUUGUUUACAAAGACGUGUUUGAAAACAUUUAUCGAAAUUCGCGGUGGGCUGAGCACAGCCCCUUUUUCAUGAUUUCAACUAAGCCCAUCAGUGAUUCGGCAAGGCCCGACGAAGUCAAGGAUCAUUAA